AUGGUGCAGUGUGGAGAGCACAACCUGCUGGUCAGGGCCCAGCUGGAUUUGUUUGGAACCAGGCACCUGAUUAAAGCUGCUGACCUGACCCUGGGGACAGCAGGUUGUCAGCCAACCAGGGUCUACCCUGAGAACCAGACUGUCCUCUUUGACUAUGGGCUGCAUGAGUGUGAUGAUUGGCUUACAGAGCGCACUUCCACUCUCUACUACCUGGGAGACCUCAUUCACAUUGAGGCAUCUGUUUCAAUGGCCAACCAUGUGUCCCUGAAGCUGUACAUUGAUCGCUGUGUAGCUACACUGAGCCCAGACAAGGACUCCACCCUGAGAUACAGCAUCGUUGACUACAAUGGUUGCCUCCUGGACAGCAAAGCUGAGGACUCCUUUUCAACCUUUGUGUUGCCGAGAGACGGGCGGAAGCCAGACAAGCUCCAGUUUGACCUGGAUGCCUUCCGUUUCUAUGGAGAUGAGUGA
This is a messenger RNA of Hemiscyllium ocellatum (epaulette shark), 471 nucleotides long. RefSeq names its product zona pellucida sperm-binding protein 3-like. Gene Ontology annotation, cellular component: extracellular matrix. Gene Ontology annotation, molecular function: acrosin binding. The coding region runs from base 1 to 471 and encodes 156 amino acids. NCBI's taxonomy places the organism in Eukaryota, Metazoa, Chordata, Chondrichthyes, Orectolobiformes, Hemiscylliidae. Gene Ontology annotation, biological process: positive regulation of acrosome reaction; egg coat formation; binding of sperm to zona pellucida. The record is from RefSeq and is a predicted model, not a curated record. The transcript has 3 exons.